GCUACAGCAGUUACACCAGUUCGCCACACGAAGGCGCUACUUCCCCUUUCUUCGAGUUCCUUUCUUCGUCUUUGUUUUUGUUCCGUUGCUAGGAGACCACUUAGCUACUUUCGUGUUUUCAUCAAUGACUUUUUAUUGUUAAUUUCUCGUGAUAAAACUCAGUUUAUUGAAAAACUGUAUAAAUAGGAUAGUAGAAUGUCGGAUACGGAUUUAGGCAACGAGGAUGCCAACUCAAAAAGCGUUUUAUACACUUUUGUAUCUGAUGGAGACUGGAUGUAUCACAAAGGCGAGUACAAGAAAGCCAUAGAAAGCUACAUGAAGAUACUGUCAAUUAGACCAGAGGACAAAAGUUGCCAUGUUGGUAUUUCUAAAUGCCAUUUGUCGAUGGGUAACCCUGAAUUGGCUCUGAAGGAAGCAGAGAAUUCACUCAAGGCAGACAAGACAUAUUUUGAGGGAUUGCAUCAGAAAGCAGAAGCGCUGUAUUACAUGGGAGAAUUUGAAUUUGCCAAAGUGUGUAAUCACAGAGGGCUCAAGAUUCGACCUGAGAUACAGGAGUUCAGAGUAGGCAUCCAGAAAGCUCAGGAGGCCAUAGAAAACACAGCAGGAUCUCCAUCUUCAGUGAAACUUGAAAGCAAAGGAGAUCUCAGCUUUUUCCAAAAAGAUGACGAGGUGAGGAGAAAGUACCCAGCCACAGCUAUACAACAAAUGAUGGUAGAAAAGAAACCGCAAGCGACAGCAAAAAAAAUAAAAAAUGAUAAAAAAGACAAGCAGUUUUUGGGAGAGUUUUAUGACGAUAAAAAAUACCUGGAGGAACUUCUAAAACACAAAGAUCUGAGUAAAGUUGUUACAAAGAAAGGAGAGAGUCUGCAGGACGUGAUCAAAGGCUCCCUCAGUUACCUGGAGACCCGCUCUGAGUUUAGGAAUAAUGAGAAGCCGAUCGUGGUGCAAAAAGGAGGAAAGUCCAACCACAAAGUGACCAGGCCCAAGUCCGGCUCCGAGCACACGCAGAUCUUCAGGAAGCGCCUGGAGGAGAUUGAAUCAGAGUUGAUGUGUGGCAAUGCAAAAGCCAGUCUAAAAAAGGCUGAAGAACUCAUGAAAACUGUGCAGUCCUGGUCUCCAAAAGACGUACCAGAUAAAAAUGAGUUUUCAGAAAUUGUUCAUAGAUGUAUUGGAAACGCUCACUUCAAACUCGGAGACCUGGACAAAGCGCUGGACCACUACCGCAAAGAUCUGGAGUUCGGAAACAAAUGCAAACUUCGCGCCGACCGGUCAAGGGCACUGGAUGACAUGGGGCGUGUGUAUGCACAAAUGGGGCAGUUGGAGCAGGCUAUUGAGUGUCAGGAGAAGAGGAUUCCCUGGGUGCAUGAUGCAGAGGAGAAGAUUUGGGUGUUUUAUGAGCUCGGCUGCUUGUAUCUGGAAUUGAACCGAUUUGAAGAAGCCAGAUAUUGUGGUCUCCGCUCGGUCACAGCAGCAGAGGACACUGGGGAUGUCCAGUGGCAGAUGAAUUCAAAUCUUCUAGUUGCACAAUCUGAAAUGAAACUUGGAGAUUAUGAGUCCUCUGUCUCCCAUUUUGAGAAAGCUCUAAGCCACGCCAAAAAACAAGAGGAUGUCUCAGCUACAAAUGCUAUUCAAGAGGCCCUGGAUGAAGCAAAACAAUGUCUAACACAAAAUGAGGACGUUCCCCUAUAAAGGUCAUUAAAGUAUUAAUAGUUGUUUUCCUGAAAUUUAAAACUGCAUGUUUAACUGUUCCAUGAAUAAUAAAUAUAACUAUGCAGAGGCUGGACUAGUGCAUUUGUCAGCAGAAUGUUUGAGAUCAUUAAUAAUUGUGGUGGAAUUUUUAUUUAUUGGUUUAUUAUUUGGGAAAUAUC
Boleophthalmus pectinirostris (great blue-spotted mudskipper) is the source of this 1868-nucleotide messenger RNA. It is a transcript of the gene odad4, whose product is annotated as outer dynein arm docking complex subunit 4. Bases 196 to 1689 code for a protein of 497 amino acids. Lineage: Eukaryota; Metazoa; Chordata; Actinopteri; Gobiiformes; Gobiidae. The transcript is spliced from 11 exons. Gene Ontology annotation, molecular function: protein binding. Gene Ontology annotation, cellular component: cytoplasm. The record is from RefSeq and is a predicted model, not a curated record.